AUAAUAGCUGACCGACUUUAAUCUAAUCGCUUAUUAUUUAGUACAAUUUUAGCUGUGAAUGCAAAAACAUCGUUUUGUGAAUAAACGCCACUGACCAAAAAAUGAUUAAACAUAUCCAUAACGAUUGUAACUACAAUGGUUAUUCAAAUUAAAAUAAUGAUAUACUAUUAAUGUUCGAUAUUUAUAAUAUUAUAGUUCUUAAUAUAAGACGAUGCAAAAUUUUAAUAGUUUAAUGUGUUUAAUCGUUUUUCCGAUUAUCAUUAAAGCUAACAUUAAAUACAAGAUUUGUGUUGUGCCGAAUAGCGGAGGAAGAGACAGCACAAAAUAUUACUGUCCUUUGGUUAAAAAUGAAUCAUCUAGUCCAGUUGAAUGCGUAUUCGGGAAUGAUAAGCUGCAUUGUUUAAGAAAAAUUUUUAACGAAGAAGCAGACUUUGGAGUAUUUCAACCUGAAGAAAUAUCAUAUGCUACUAAAUGGAAUGACUACUUAAGCGUCACAAAUGAAGUUCGUUUAUUUUAUAGAGCCAAAUUUGAUUAUGAUAUGGUGGUUUUGAUUAACGAAGAUGCCAAUAUUAAAAAUUUAAAUGAUUUAAGAGGAAAACGAUUGUGUCAUCCGGGACUUUUUGAAGGAGAAGCAGGAACUGGAUGGUCUAGCCUAAUAUCUCAGUACUUCGAACGAGUUAUCGUUCCACAAAAAUGCGAUCCACAAUUAAGUCUAAUGGAAAAUCAAUUAAAAUCUCUUUCUCAAUUCUUCGGCGAGUCUUGCAAGCCAGGUCAAUGGGAUCCAGAUCCCGACACGGAUAAUAUACUCAAAGUUAAAUAUCCAAAACUAUGCUCAAAUUGUCAAAAUCCGUCAAAAUGUAACGGUAAUGAUCAGUUUUGGGGAAGACAAGGAGCAUUGCAAUGCUUAAGCGAUUGUUAUGGAGAUAUUAGCUGGGCCAGGCUUUCCGACGUUAGGGUCCAUUUCAAAGGCGAUAGUACAAAUGCUUGCGGUAAAAUAAGUUUUCUGUGUUCAAAUGGUUCAAUACAGCCAUUGGACAGUACAAAUCCAUGUACUUGGGUAUCUCGACCUUGGCCAGUUGUAAUAGCAAAAAAUUCAACAUCUGUAAACAUUCAAGAAUUGAUCAACUAUUUAAAUACAGCUAAUAAACUAAGCAACAUAACGAUGUGGCAAUGGGCAUUAAGCAACUUACUUGGAUCCUAUUCUGAACCUACUUCAACUAUUAACAUUGUUAGCCCUAGAGAUUAUCUCUUAGCAGCUCCAGGAUAUAUGGAUGCUGAAGAAAAAGCCCAACUGUGCAAAGAUCGUUCAUUUUCUAUAUGUAUUGAAACAAUAACAGCUUAUAAAAAGUGCCAAGUACUUUCUGAUAUAUCAAUAGCUUAUGGAAUACAGCCUAAAUUGAAUUGUGUUAUGGAUUCAGACUGCGGAAAAACGUUAAAAUCUGGCAAAGUAGAAAUAAUUAUAUUAGAUGCAGAUAAAAUUGCUAUUUUUAGAAGAAAAUAUGGUGUUUCAAAACCAAUACUUUACGCAACUUCAAUUUAUCACCGUUUAUAUCGAAAAAUGAGCGCAGUUAUGUUGAAAAAAAAGGUAGUACAUACUUUCCAACAGUUAAGAGGCAAAAAAGCAUGUUUUCCAUUGUUCGAUGGCUAUGUUUGGAAUUCAUUUUUACUAUCAUUAAAGUUGGAGGGCAUCGAACAAUAUCCUACUAAUGAAACAAUAACUAAGUUUUUCGGAGAAAGUUGUGCAAUGCUGAGUUCUGAUAAAAAUAUAAUACCAGAGUGUGAUUUUGAUGAUGUUUUACCAGAAGACAGUAAUAAAAAUGGAAUGUGGAUUGAAACGCAAACACUUCGAUGCAUUAUUGAAGGUGGAGGAGAUGUAGCAUUUAUCAACACUCUUCACAUUGAUCAAUAUUUAAAUAUUUUAAGAUCACCAUUGAAUUUACAAAAUAACUUUAACUCUCAUAAUUUCUCAACUGUUUGCAAUGGCAAAAUGAAUUCUUCUGUAGAUUGUCCUAUGUCCUGGUCGAAUUUUGGACAUAUUUUAAUAAAACCGAAUAUUUCUCGAAAUGCUAAAAGAGAAAUUAUUUCAUUAUUAAUGAAUAUGGACAUCAUUUUUGGACGAAAGAGUAAAACAGUCAAUCUAAUACCCCCCGUGUUUUCCAUAUAUGGACCAUUUGAUGAUUUUUCUGAUCCAUUGUUUCCGGUUGAUACUGAAAAAUUGGAAACCAUCCAUCAGUUUAAUGAACACCAAUCACCAAUAGCACCAGAAUAUGAAACAUACAUUCACAUUUUAAAUGAACCUAAACCUUCUGAAAGCUCUGGUGUCUCAAUAACUCCAUUUAUAUUACUACAGUUACUAGUAUUUUACAAAACGUUUCAUAAAUAUCUUGCAUAAAGACUCAAUAAAAAAUUGCUUAAUAAUUUCAAAAUAAUUGUAAUCUUGAAUUUUAAUAAGUAGUUAAUUUUUUCGUAUUACAAAUGUGUGAUGAAGUACAAUCAGAUAGAGGCAGGACUGUCCUGAGUGUCCUUUUAUGGACUCCGUAUCGGGUAAAAAUGAUUCACUAAUGUUAUCGACAUAUUUAAAUUGUAAUUUGUUUAAUAAGUUUUAAGUACAUUAUGUUUUAGACAAUUUAGUAUUGUACAAACAAGUAUAAAAUAGUUAAUAUAUAACAAAAUAUUUAAUUA
Molecule: messenger RNA, 2682 nt
Organism: Sipha flava (yellow sugarcane aphid)
Lineage: Eukaryota; Metazoa; Arthropoda; Insecta; Hemiptera; Aphididae
Product: transferrin-like
Exons: 14
Coding region: 212-2392 (726 amino acids)
Biological process (GO): iron ion transport
Cellular component (GO): plasma membrane; early endosome; recycling endosome
Source: RefSeq, a predicted model, not a curated record